Alternaria atra is the source of this 1350-nucleotide messenger RNA. RefSeq lists its product as uncharacterized. The transcript is spliced from 4 exons. Gene Ontology annotation, molecular function: FMN binding; NADPH dehydrogenase activity. Bases 1 to 1350 code for a protein of 449 amino acids. Lineage: Eukaryota; Fungi; Ascomycota; Dothideomycetes; Pleosporales; Pleosporaceae. The record is from RefSeq and is a predicted model, not a curated record.
AUGGGAUCUGCGGCGAUGGAGACUACUGGUUUUGACACUAGCGUCAGGUACAUAGGAGACCCUGAGCAGCAACCAUUCCUCAGCGCAAGUGUGAAACUCGCAGAUAUGCCGAAAGCAAACAGCCCAACCGGCUUCCAGCCACUCAAGGAAACUGCGCUUUUCUCGCCGUUCAAGCUAGGCCCUCUGAAUCUUGAGCACAGAAUCGUGCAGGCACCAUUGACACGUAUGCGAGCAACCAAGGAAGAAGACGGCAUUUUCGUGCCGAAAGAACUACACGUUGAAUAUUACAGCCAACGCGCGAGCAAGGGUGGAUUGCAACUGACGGAGGCCACUGAUAUUUCCAAAUACGCCAGCGGAUACCCAGGUGUACCAGGUGUAUUCUCCGAAUCUCAGAUCGCCGGUUGGAAGAAGGUAACCGAUGCUGUCCACGCAAAGGGUGGUUAUAUCUUCUGUCAGUUAUGGCAUACUGGCCGUGCUAGCCCUCCAUCGUUCCGGGACGGAGCGCCAACUGUCAGCUCAAGCGACGUGCCUAUGGAGGGUAGUUGGCUUGACGGGGUUGCAUGCGCCGACCACCCACCCAAGCCGCUGACUGUUGAAGAAAUUCAAGAUCUGACAAAGAUCUGGGCUGAAGCCGCAAAGAAAGCUGUCGAGGCUGGCUUCGACGGCAUCGAGAUCCACGGCGCGAACGGAUAUUUGCUAGAUCAAUUCCUGCACGACAAUGUGAACAAGAGAACAGACCAGUACGGUGGAUCGAUAGAGGGCCGUAGCCGAUUUCCCCUCGAAGUCGUUCAAGCGUGCUCAAAGGCCAUCGGUGCUGAUAGAGUCGGCAUCCGUCUCAGCCCAUACAACUACUUCCAAAACACCAAGGACAGCAAUCCCAACGAGCAUUGGGAGUACCUGUGCGAGAAAAUCGCGUCGCUUCCGCAGGGCAAGAGGCCGGCCUAUGUUCAUAUGGUCGAACCGCGUUUCGACGAGGUCCUAGACGAACAGGCCAAGAUGGACGCUCUCGCCGCAUACACCACAAGGGGAGGCAAGGGCGUGGAAGCAGAAGCGACUGUGAAGGUCAAGGGCAAUACCCUGGUUAACUUCCGCAACAUCCUGCAGAAGGGUGGUGUGAAGUUCAUCGCGGCUGGUGGCUUCGAUAGGAACAACGCCGCGCCGAAAGUCGAAUCCGGAGAUGCUGAUCUCAUCAUCUUCGGUCGAUGGUUCAUCGCGAACCCUGAUCUUCCCGAGCGCCUCGCUGAGGGUCUGGAACUAAACCAGUACGAUCGCAACACCUUCUAUGGCGCCGAUCCGCCGCAAAAGGGGUACACGGACUAUCCUUUCCAUGCGCAGACGGCGUCUGCUUGA